AUGCCUAAUGUCGAGGUAGAACUUCAUAAAGCGCCGAUCAAGAGGCCACAGCGCGUGCUUGAUGUCAGAACUGGAACUGGGAUUUGGGCGAUUGAUAUGGCGGAUACGUAUCUCAUGGCGGAAGUAAUAGGCACGGACCUCAGUCCCAUCCAACCUGGCUGGGUUCCACCCAACUGCCGCUUCCAAGUCGACGACGCGGAGGAGGACCGCAACCUUAACCAGGCGAUCAGCGACUGGCCGAAGCUUUUGUUGGAGUUCUGCCGGUGUGCCGCACCUGGGGGAUUUGUGGAGCUGACCGAGCUCGGCGGUGCAGCGUACUCCGACGACGGCAGCAUGUCAACCGAUAACCCGUGCGCGAUGCGGCUGGAGAUCGCCGGCUUCGUCGACAUCGCCACGUUCGCGUUCAAGCAGCCGCUGAGCCUCUGGCCGAAGUGUAAGAAGCUGAAGCAGGUGGGAGCCAUGGCGCUGGUCAACUCCGAGACUGCGUUUCAUGCGUACUGCCUCGCCGCGUUCACCUGUGUCUUGGACUUGGAUAGGAACGAGGCCGAUCGCAUCUGCUGUAAAGGAUACACGGUGGUUAAAAAUAAGAACGUCCAUGCCUAUAUACUGCUGUAA
Messenger RNA from Tricharina praecox, 615 nucleotides. Its product is annotated as S-adenosyl-L-methionine-dependent methyltransferase. The record is from RefSeq and is a predicted model, not a curated record. The coding region runs from base 1 to 615 and encodes 204 amino acids. Lineage: Eukaryota; Fungi; Ascomycota; Pezizomycetes; Pezizales; Pyronemataceae. The transcript has 7 exons.